Molecule: messenger RNA, 9677 nt
Organism: Symphalangus syndactylus (siamang)
Lineage: Eukaryota; Metazoa; Chordata; Mammalia; Primates; Hylobatidae
Gene: ZDHHC15
Product: zDHHC palmitoyltransferase 15
Molecular function (GO): palmitoyltransferase activity
Source: RefSeq, a predicted model, not a curated record
GGAGUCUUGCUCUGUCGCCCAGGCUGGAAUGCAGUGACGCAAUCUCGGCUCACUGCAACCUCCACCUCCUGGGUUCAAGCAAUUUUCCUGCCUCAGCCUCCUGAAUAGCUGGCAUUACAGGUGCAUGUCAUCACGCCUGGCUAAUUUUUGUAUUUUUAGUAGAGACAGGGUUUCACCAUGUUGGCCAAGCUCGUCUCGAACUCCUGACCUCAGGUGAUCCACUGGCCUCGGCCUCCCAAAGUGCUACGAAGGAUCAUCAUUUUUACAAAUGGUUCUGGAACAACUGGACAUCUACAUGCAAAAAAAAUAAAUCUAGACACAGACCUUACACUCUUCAUAAAAAUUAACUCAAAAUGGAUUACAGACCUAAAUAUAAAACACAAAACUGUAUAACUCCCAGAAUGUAACAUAUGUGAAAAUCCAGAUAAUCUUGGGUUUGGUGAUGGCUUUUUAGAUGGAACACCAAAGACACAAUCCAUGAAAGAAAGAAUUAAUAAGCUGGACUUCAUUAAAAUAAAAAAAUUGCUCUGCUAAAGACACUAUCAAGAGAAUAAAAAGGCCACACACUGAAAGAAAAUAUUUGCAAAAGACACAUGACAAAGAGCUGUAAUCUAAAAUACACAAAAAUUCUUUAAAAUUAAACAAUAAGAAAGCAAGCAUCUCAAAAAAAGGGCUAAAGACCUGAAUACACACCUCACCAAAGAAGAUAUAUAGAUGGCAAAUAAACAUAUGAAAAAAUGCUCCACACUAUAUGUCAUCAGAGAUGUGCAAAUUAAAACAAUGAAAUACCACUACAGACUUUUCCAAUGGCCAAAAUCCAGAACACUGGCCUCAUCAAAUUCUAGCAAGGAUGUAGAGCAACAGAAACUCUCAGUCAUUUCUGCUGGAAACACAAAAUAGCACAGCUACUUUUGAAGACACUUUGGCAGUUUCUUACAAAACUAAAUAUACUCUUAUCAUAUGAUCCAACAAUCUCAGUCCUUGGUAUUCACCGAAAUAAGGUGAAAACCUAUGUCCACACAAAAACUUGCACAUGGAUGUUUAUAGCAGCUUUAUUCAUAACGACCAAAAUUUGGAAGCAACCAAGAUGUCUUUCAGUGAGUGAGUGUAUAAAUAAACUGUGGUACAUCCAGAAAAUGGAAUAUUAUUCAACACUAAUAAGAAAUGAGUUAUCAAGGCAUGAAACGACACGGAGGAAUCUUAAAUGCAUAUUACUAAGUGAAAGAAGCCAAUCUGCAAAGGUUACAUACUGUAUCAUUCCAACUAUAUGACAUUCUGGAAGAGGCAAACUAUGGAAACAGUAAAAAAAAAAAAUAAAUCAAUAGUUUCCAAGAGUUGUGGAGAGAGAGAGAUGAACAGGUAGAACACAGAGGAGUUUUAGGGCAGCAAAAAUAUUCUAUAUGAGACUGUAAUGGUGGAUACAAGUCAUUAUAUAUUCGUCCAAACCCACAGACUGUACAACACCAAUAGUGAAUGCUAAUAGAAACUCUGGACUUCGGAUGAUAAAUAUAUGUUGAUGCUGAUUCAUAGAUUGUAACAAAUAUACCACUCUGGUGGGGGAUGUUGAUAAUGGAGGCGGCUAUGCAUGUGGUGGUAGGGGUUAUAUCGGAAAUCUUUGAACCUUCCUUUCAAUUUUGCUGUUAAUCUAAUAUUGCUCUAAUAAAUAAAGCCUUUAAAAAUAAAUUUAAAUAAAUGUAGGCUUUGCAUGCUAUAUGAUCUAUGUCAAAACUACUCCAACUCAGCAUUGUACAAAACAGCCAUAGACUACAAAUUGACAUGAAUGUGUUCCAAUAAAACUUCAUUCAUAAAAAAGUCAGUGGGCCAUAUUUGGCCCAUAAGCAUAGUUUGCCAAUCCUUGAUGUAUACACUUGAACAUGGUUUGUCUCUCUGGUUCUUGGCCCUCCAUGCUCCUUUGGGUGUGAACUAUCCCUGUCAUAAGGCCCCCAGCCCCAGACUAUUUGAUUAGUGAUCGGACUACCUUAGAAGAGGAAGAUUUAGGGAAAAUUAAUCAUGUCAAAAUAUGAAAGUUAUCAACUUCCCCCACCAAAUCUGCUCUUCUCACAAUAGCCCCUAUCAUGGUGAUUGGCAACAUUGUUCAUUCAGGCAUUGAAGUUAGAGAUCUGGCUGUUAGCUUUAACUUAUCUCACUCCUCACCUGCCAACUGGUUGACAAAUUCUGUUGAUUUCCCCAAACACUAUUACAUCUUUCCCCUCCUCUCCUUCCCCUCAUAGCCUGGCUUAGGCCUAGGCUCUUACCAUCUCUUGGUUAGACUACUGUUAAUAUCUUCCAGCAAAAGCGGGCUACUUGCAGUCUCCCAAGUAUGCUGUGCUGUUUCACAUACAUUUGCCACUACAUAUUUCCUUUUGCCUGGAAUCCCCUCCUCCCUUAAAUCCUACUCCCAUCUCUUAUCUUCCUGGUGAAAUCCUAGUCAUUAUUCAAAACUCAACUGGGACUUUCCCUUUCACACUUAAUCAUUGCCUCCUCAAGGCUACUUGGUUUAAAUAGUAUACCCUUGUCAAUCCCAAGAUACAUGUUCCACAAGCCCCAAAUUAUGAAUAUUGGAAAAUUUAAGUAUACAUGUCAGAACCUUAGGGCUCAAGUAAUUAACUAGGCUACUAAAUAUUGUAACUAAAAUGAACUCUGCAUUUCAUUGCAUCAUGAAUUUAGUAACAUCAACCAUAAAAUUAGCUUAAUCUGAAAAGAAACAAUAAAGCUUUUAUCACUUCAGGUAAUUUACUGCAUAUAUAACCAUAAAUAAAGAACAGAGAUCAACCUUGUAGAGACACUUGCUCCCACACAGUAGUCACACAGAAUGUGAAUCACACAUGCAUCCCAGCAAAAUCACAAAUUUCUUCAUGUAAAAGACCUUUGGAAAAAACAGUGAGUGUCAAAUCCAUAAAUGCCAAAAGCCUGCUGUACUUCUAUUAUUGUACUUGUGUCAAUGAACAACUGCAGCCCCAAUGAGAACAUGAGCUUCUUGUGGUCAGGCCCACUAUUUUGUCAUUCUUUUUGUACCAAAGUUGAUCUAACAGGAAGCAACCACUCCAGAAACAUUUGUUGAAUUAAAUUACCUCCUAAUUGAUCUUCCUACUUCGAGGCCAUCUUCCUUUCCCAAAUCCUGCCAGUUAUUUCACAAAAACAUAUCCCUGAUGUCACUCCAUUUCCCCCAAACCUUUGAUGGCUCUUCAUAAUCUGCUUUACAUGAUUAUGUCCCCAUGCCAUGCUAGGACAUAUAAGAGCCUUCACACCAUGGCCUCAUAUUCCCAGUCUCAUUCUUAGCCUCUCUUCUUCACACACACUCUUCAAGCCACACUAGCUGCUCCUGGAACAUUUUUGGACUUUCAUUACUCUGUGACUUUGUAAAUGCUGUUUCCUCUGUCUAAAAGGUCCUCCUCCUCUCAUCUGCCUGGAAAACCUGAAUUUAUUAAUAUAGCUCAGCUUAAAUAUCACUACCUUUGUAGUUUUCCCUGACCACUCUCAGAAUCACUGUCUCCCUCAUUUGUUUUUUUAUACCAAUGUUUGUUCUAAAAACAUACUAAGCUGAUUCUGCGGGGAGGGAAAAGGGAAGGAGGGAGUGCCCUGUCAGAGGACUUACCCAAGCAGCGACUGCGGCACUACGUGUUAAGCAUAUUGUUCAAGCAGCAGUGGGAGGAUGGAGCUGGAUGGCCUUCAUGUUAUGAGAUGCUAUGGCUCGCAUCUUUCACACUGCGUGUGUGUGUGUGUGUGUGUGUGUGUGUGUGUAACUGUGUGGGGGGUAGCAGGGGGAGAGAAAGAGAACGAAGGGAGAGAGAGAGACAGAGACAGAAACAAAGAGGGCGGACGCGGUGCAGUAAGAGCAGAUGGGCGGACCCAAAUUUCUUCUGCUUCACGAUUUUGCGGAGGUCCACCCCUGCAUCCAGCCUUGAAACACAGGGUGGGGAGGAGGCAGAAAGGGGAGGGACUGCACUCCCUCUGAGCGUGCUAGCCCCGACUGCCUGACGGAUCACCCUUCCGCUCCAACAUGGCUAGUUCCUCAACGCCGUGACUCAAGCCUGUUGUGCCAGGCAGGGCGCACUCAGCAGCGCAGCCCCACAGGUGGCGACCGCUCCGCGAGAGGGUUCCCGCCAGGCUAGGCAGUGGAGUGCCGCACAGCGCGCCUUCCAGCCUCGCAGCCGCCACCCUAGCGGUUCCGACCCGGCGCCAGCAGGCCUGCUUGGUCGAUCUUCGAGCCAAAGAUGCGGCGAGGCUGGAAGAUGGCUCUGUCUGGGGGGCUGCGGUGCUGCCGCCGGGUACUGUCCUGGGUGCCAGUGCUCGUUAUUGUCCUCGUCGUGCUCUGGUCCUACUAUGCCUACGUCUUUGAACUCUGCCUGGUGACUGUUUUGAGCCCAGCAGAAAAAGUUAUUUACCUCAUACUCUACCAUGCCAUCUUUGUGUUCUUUACCUGGACCUACUGGAAGUCUAUCUUUACACUCCCACAGCAGCCAAACCAGAAGUUCCACUUGUCCUACACAGACAAGGAGCGCUAUGAAAAUGAAGAGAGACCUGAGGUCCAGAAGCAGAUGCUUGUUGAUAUGGCCAAAAAGCUACCGGUUUACACAAGAACUGGAAGUGGAGCUGUACGAUUCUGUGACCGGUGUCAUCUGAUCAAGCCAGACCGCUGCCAUCACUGCUCUGUCUGUGCUAUGUGUGUGUUAAAAAUGGAUCAUCACUGCCCUUGGGUUAAUAACUGCAUUGGAUUUUCCAACUACAAAUUCUUCCUUCAAUUCUUAGCUUACUCUGUUCUCUACUGCCUGUACAUUGCUACAACAGUCUUCAGCUAUUUCAUCAAAUACUGGAGAGGGGAAUUACCCAGUGUUCGCUCUAAGUUCCAUGUCCUUUUUCUUCUCUUUGUGGCCUGCAUGUUUUUUGUCAGCCUUGUGAUUCUCUUUGGUUACCAUUGUUGGCUUGUCAGCAGAAACAAAACCACCUUAGAGGCCUUCUGCACUCCAGUGUUUACAAGUGGCCCAGAGAAAAAUGGGUUCAAUCUUGGCUUCAUCAAGAAUAUCCAGCAGGUGUUUGGAGAUAAGAAGAAGUUCUGGUUAAUACCUGUUGGUUCCAGCCCUGGUGAUGGACACUCCUUCCCUAUGAGGUCUAUGAAUGAGUCACAGAACCCACUGCUAGCAAAUGAAGAACCCUGGGAAGACAAUGAGGAUGACAACCAAGGACUCACCAUCUCUGCCUCCCAUGAGGCUUACAGAGUUCAAUGUUGGAAAUCAUUGUAAUCUUCAAAAUAAGUCACCGUGUUGGAUUGAAAGCUUCAAAAUUUGAAAGAAUUCCAUCAAAUACUUGCUGUGUAAAUGUUUCUGGACUUUAUGUUAUUUAGUUUAGUGACUGAAAUCCAAUUUGGAAUUUGGUAGCAGUUAAUUCAAGCCAAUUUUUUUUGUUUCUUCAUUUCCCCUCCCCCAAUGCAUGAAAGCCUAAAUGUAAAAUAUAUCCUUUCAUUCAUGUUAUCAGGUAAAAGGAAAUUCAGAAAAUUUCCUUAGAGUCUAAUUCCCCCACAAAGAUUAUUAAUCACAUAUAUAGGGCCUUUUUGGUGUUGAAGGGAAUCAAACUACAUUUGCUGCUUGUGUGCAUGUGCAUUUGUGAACAUGUACAGCAUAUCUAUACAAAAUUCUGCUAUAGUGUGAAAAUCAAGGCUAAAAACUUGAAGCCUUUGUUUAAUUAUGCUUUUCCUCCAAAUAGCAACUUAAAUGUUUGCUAGACUUUGAACCAUCGCUAUAUCAAGUAAGUAUCUAAAAUUUGAGAGGGUGAAUCAGUACACUGUGACCAAGGUCCUCAAAUUGGAACUUGAACAACAAUGUAAAACCUGUUCUGUCACAAAUGUUCCUGAAAGCACCACAGCUACUCAAGAAGAUCAAAUUCAGGACAUAAACUUUAUUAAACGUAAUAACCAGUGUUUUAAAGACUUUUUUGUCAGGGUGUGGUAAAAUUCUCCAAUUACUUUUAUUCAUUUAUCUGCUACCUAGUUUUAUUUUAGCCUUUAUGAGUUAUUUUAUGAUGAAAGAAAAUCCAUAAGCUUAAGUUAUGGCCCAUAGGUUUUGUUAAGGGUUUUCAGAGUAAUUUUCAGGUUUAAUUUCACUGCCUUUCAUAAAGGUAAAGUUUCACAGCUGACAUUAGCUUGAGGAUUAGCACUAAAGAGCUGUGUUUUCAUAGCAGGGGCUAUUGUACAGACAGUGAUAACCAAAUAGUAAUAUGCCAAUUCUUUCUUCUUUUUUUAGCUUCAGUAGUAGCUAAGGCAUUAAUACAGUUUGCAUCAAUUUCCCCAUUUAUUUAUAAUCAGCCUUUCUUUUAGUCCUAGUGCCUGAAUCAAUGAGUGAGAAUACUAGUACUUCUUCUUUACAAUAAUAAUAUCUUAAGAGUAUUGAUGUCUUUCAUUUUUUCAUCCAGCAGUCUAGUGCCCAGCUGCUGACAAUAAAAGCUCCAACUCUUUUAGAGAUCAGUGGAAUUUAGAAGCAUCUUACAGGUAUCAAGGAAUUGAGUUUCUGGAGGGAUGGUUUGGCUUACUAAUUUAUCUUCCCUGAAAUAUGUUUGAGUAAAAAAGAGUUGCCUGACACAAUUUAGUGUUGGGGUUCCAGUGGAGCUGAGAAAGUGAACAAUCCAGCUACUUAAAGCAACAACAAAACCCGUUCAUCUGGACCCCUAGGUAAUUUGGCCAAGGUGAGACUUUUGGCAUAAAUUAAAUGGAUUGUGGUCAGCAUUACAUUUGAGAGAAUACUAGACAUGACUACACUUAUUAGGGCUAGUGACUGUUUCUCAAACUCAGAAGCUAAAAAGCAGCCUAGAUGACUAUUCACACACUGGAUUUCAGGAUGAAAUCUUAUAUAUUCAGAUGGAAAAAAAAUUUCCCCUUACACUCUUUCUCAAAAUACUCUCUUGUUUGGGUUUUUCUUGAAAGCUUAUUUGGCCAUCCCCAUGGUUUUAUGACAGAGAAGCCUUGUCUUCUAUUCAUAUAGAUAUGCACCUUUUUCUACAUGUAUGGCCUUUACUUACUACACAGCAAGUAGGCCUCAAAGUAAUCUUCCUCUUUCCCAUCAAUCAUCUUCUGCCAAGCAUUCAGGCAGAGCAGCUGUUAACUAUGAUUCAAAGUCAGAAAAACAUCAAGAACUUCUUUGAUGCGUAGGGUGUAUCAGCACUCAGCUCCCACAGAAGUCAAGUCACAAAAUAUAGUGUCAGUUAACUAUAAGGAUGUUCCAGAGAGGUAAAGCUCAGGAAAGCUAUAAUGCAAAGCUGAUUGUUUAAUGUCUUACAGAUUUACACUGUCUUUAAAAGGCCAAAUAAGGCUGGGCGCAGUGGCUCAUGCCUGUAAUCCCAACACUUUGGGAGCCCAAGGUGGCCGGAUCACCUGAGGUUGGGAGUUCAAGACCAGCCUGACCAACAUGGAGAAACCCCAUCUCUACUAAAAAUACAAAAAUUAGCCAGGAGUGGUGGUGCAUGACUGUAAUCCCAGCUAGUCAGGAGGCUGAGGCAGGAGAAUCGCUUGAACCUGGGAGGUGGAGGUUGUGGUGAGCUGAGAUCGUGCCAUUGCACUCCAGCCUGGGCAAUAAGAGUGAAACUCUGUCUCCAAAAAAAAAAAAAAGCCAAAUAAAUCAGGGUUUUACCAGGGGGCUCAGAGAUAAAAAGAAACCCUAUUCCUAGCUUAGCAUUUUGGUCUGAUUGGUUUAUAGACUCUGAUAAUAUCUCUAUCCAUGGAUCAUUUGAAUAUUGACUAAUGUACAUAGGUACCCAACUGGUUGAUUAUUAAUCAAGAAUACAGAGUUUUGUUUAAUAAUUAGCACACCCUGAUCUGGCUUCUUUGCUUGGCUUUCUUUGGAUCCCUGUCCAGUAACCUCAGUGGAAUCUCAUUCCCUAAUCAUUGAUACUCAUUUUCUCCGUUUGCAAAAUGAAGAUACUCAUUGUUAGGAUCCUACUGCUGAAGGGUGCUAUGUAACUUUCUAGUGCUCUUAUAUGUCUUUAAUUAUAGGAAUGGAAUGAAAAGUUUAACCAUACAGUAUUUCUAAGCAAAAUAGUGUACUCCAUUCUUUUGUCCAUGCUCUUAUUGCUGAUUUGUUCUUGCAGGACUUAGAGCACUUUGUUAAUGUUCUUCCAUUCACUCCAACAGUGUCCUCAGAAAGAGACAGAAUAAAAAAAUUGUUCCCCAUGGUACAGCUGGAAAAAUUAAGGGGAAAAGAGAUUAAGUGGUCCCCAAUGGAACACAGCUGUCUGUCUUUUGCAGGGCUCACAGUUACCAUGUUCAGUACACUGUUAAAGUAACUUGGCUUCCCAGGACUGGAAUUAUCAUGGAGCAGUUAGAAUUUUGAGAGUAAUUACAACAGGAUCACAUUCUGAAAGAGUCACAUUUUGUCAAAAAUCUGAAAAGUAUGCAAUUUGUACAACUCACUUUCUAUGUGAGAAGAAUGCAAUAUGUGCCUCUUUCCCCUACUAGCCCCACGUGACACAUAUUUUUCACACUAUGUGUCAUCAACCAGUGCCAUUACCUCCUGUGGCACUGUAGAGCCCAAUCUCAGGGCAGACAUUGCCAAGGUAAAGAAUGCACUCCAUGUUUAUGCCAAAUUGCACAAAGUAUAGACAUUGAGGUUAAUGGAGAUUUAAGCACAAUCCUAGCAAGUCAGUUUUAAGAAUAUUGAAUAUUAUACAUUAUUGUAACAUGAACCUAAAAUUUAACAGAGCCCAAAUUCAUAGGAAUGUAACAGUCAUUGAAAGCCUAUUCUUUUCACCUCUCAUCACACAUAUCUACAUACAUGUAUGCACAUGUACACACACACACACACACAUUUUCUGCAAAGCAGGCUGCUUGUUAAGCAGGUGCAAAUACUUUAAUUUAAAAGAAUGAUUAUCUGUUUUCUCCUUUUAGAAAAAGAGUCUAAGAAUCACAGCAUGUGAAGAACAUUCAAUUUAUACAUUCCAGAAUCUCUGCUCUCAGAGUAGCUAAGAGAUUCGGUACGGAAGACGUUCUAUGGAGAAGCACAGGGGGCAUCUAAUGAGAUUGUCAGGCCCUUGGACAAGAUCCAUAUUCUUAGAAAAUCAAUGAGUUCCAUCUCGUUAGGAAUUGGUUGAUGAGUUAUGGUACAUCUGCAUUUCUUUAACCAUAGCUGUAAUGUACCAUAUUAAAUUGUAGCCUUUUGCAUGCGGGUAUUAUAUAAUAUAAUAAUGAAUGGGUGGCUCCUAGUAGCAUGCAACCCAUGACUGUUUACUUCCCUAAAAGGGCUAGGUCUGUGUCCUGCACAGUGUUCAAAACCAUUAAACGUGUUCUUUUUAGCAGGAUGGAACACAGCCAUCAGCAGAAUGAGUUAAAACCAACAAUGAGUUCAAUAUAUCAGGAAAUAGAUUGUUAGUAGGGAAUGGCAUUAAAGGAAAAAAAAAUUAGAUAAGAUGCAUUCAAGGAAUAAUUACUUUCACUCUGCUGGCUUAAUCAGUGAAGGAACACAGAAGGAAAGCUGGCAGUGGGUCUUGGUAAUAUAUGAACUAUAUUAGAGUGCCAGAAAAGGAGACCUCGGUAGUUAAGCGCAAGUUGCCAAUCUGCUACAAUUAUUUUUCCCACCAAUCUGCUCAAAAUGAUUGUAUAUAGUAUUCUUAAAACCAUGUGUCUUGGUGCAGAAAUAUUGACAAAUGCUGGCCAGCUUUAUCUUCCUAUAUCCUUCAUUAAAAGUAUAUGCAUAUAA